AUGUUCCCUGAGACUGAGGGAUUCCUUGUAGCUAUACAGGACCAGGUCAUCCCUACCAACAAUUACAAGAGAACUGGCAACAGACUGGAUAAAUGCAGGUACGGCUGUCAGGACUCCGAAACAAUACAGCACGUAACUGGUGGAUGCCAAGCAUUCGCUCCAACGGACUAUAAGGAGCGCCACGACAUAGCUGCCAAAAUCAUUCACCAGGAGUUGGCAUACAAAUUCAAACUGAUCGAAUGCAAGCUACAGUACUACAAAUAUACACCGCAAUGUGUCCUCGAGAACGACAAGUAUAAACUAUACUGGGAUCGCACUGUGCUUACGGACCAAUACAUAAAACAAAACAGACCUGACAUAAUCAUUGUCGACAAGGGCGCCCAGAAAGUAACUCUGACUGAUGUGGCCAUACCUAAUAGUAACAAUUUAACAUACAAGCAUAAUGAGAAAGUUGCAAAAUACAGGGAGCUAGAAUUUCAAAUUAAACGCCAGUGGAAAAUGAAGUACGUGGAAACAAUACCAAUAAUAAUGUCAUCUACAGGGGUGAUACCAAGAAGGCUGCUAGAAAACAUCAAAGCGCUGGAACUGAGUGAAAACAUUUACAAAAUCAUACAGAAAGGAGUUUUGCUGGCAACUGCCCGCGCAUAG
Messenger RNA from Acanthoscelides obtectus, 648 nucleotides. The record is from the annotation of a GenBank genome assembly. Lineage: Eukaryota; Metazoa; Arthropoda; Insecta; Coleoptera; Chrysomelidae.